Messenger RNA from Ceutorhynchus assimilis (cabbage seed weevil), 809 nucleotides. Lineage: Eukaryota; Metazoa; Arthropoda; Insecta; Coleoptera; Curculionidae. The record is from the annotation of a GenBank genome assembly.
ACAGGUAUCAAAAUUACUAGGCCAACAUGGACUCCCAACAGUACUGCCUUAGGUGGAACAACCACUUGAAAAAUUUGACAGAUGUGCUCACUGAUUUUUUAAGGGAACAAGUACUAUGUGAUGUAACUUUAGCAAGUAAUGGACAAGUUUUCCAGGCACACCAAAUAGUCCUCUCGGCGUGUUCGCCCUACUUCGAAACGCUUUUUAUUCAAACGCCAAACAAACACCCGAUAGUCUUUUUAAAAGAUGUAAGUCCAAACGAAAUCAAGGCCUUAUUGGACUUCAUGUACAAAGGCGAAGUGAACGUGUCGCAAAACCUACUUCCAGCUUUUUUGAAAACGGCCGAGAGCCUACAGAUCCGAGGCCUGUCGGAUAGUAACAGUCUAAAUAGUCAAACUGAUGAGCGGGAAAUGGAAAAUAAACCGCCUUUAGUGAAAAGGGAACGGGGUGAGGCUCAAAAACAGGGCAGAGAUAGUCCGGCUUUAAAAAGGAAACGAACCGCAUCGAAUAACAACUGUGAUAAUUCAUCGAAUUCUGUCGAUAGGAAUCCACAAGAUUCACAGGUUUUUCUUCCCGAUUCUCCAAUAGAUCGGGACCGUGGUCGUCCUGAGCGGGACUCAGGAGGAACCCCGGCAACGAUAAAAUCGGAACCCCAAGAUGGAAAUCCUGUGGAUUCCUUUCAUUCGAUGUCAGAAGCGCUACAAACUGUAAGUGAUUAUUUUGUUAUUUAUUUAGGUAUUAUUUUGGUGCUCAUUUCAUCCAUAUUCAUCAUGUUUCGUUAUACAGUUUCCUAUUUUAUUGGAAAAUAG